Molecule: messenger RNA, 2440 nt
Organism: Eriocheir sinensis (Chinese mitten crab)
Lineage: Eukaryota; Metazoa; Arthropoda; Malacostraca; Decapoda; Varunidae
Gene: Zfrp8
Product: programmed cell death protein 2-like
Exons: 9
Coding region: 116-1210 (364 amino acids)
Cellular component (GO): nucleus; cytoplasm
Source: RefSeq, a predicted model, not a curated record
CUCUAGUCUAGACGUCUGCACGCGCACAGUACGAUACGUUUUCCUCGUGCUAAAUAAAAACAAACCCACGUGUUGAGUGUUAAAGGGAGGAAGCCCACGAAGAAGAAGUGCAACGAUGGCCACUGAAAACGAAGAUUUAGUAGUCGAAUUAGGUUUCAUAGAGAAAGCUCCGACAUGGAAACUGCAGUCCAAAUUCUUCCCAAGCAAGGUUGGAGGGCGCCCAUCCUGGCUUGCCCUUAAGGGUCUCCCGAGCCCUGAGGAGCUCUCCUGCCACCACUGUAAGAAGCCACUCAUCUUCCUCUGCCAAGUUUAUGCUCCAUUCCAUGACAAAGAAAACUGUUUUCACAGAACGAUGUUUGUGUUCGUGUGCCGUGACCCUGACUGUUGCCGGGACAAUGAUGCCUCCAACAUUCGUGUAUUUCGCUCACAGUUGCCAAGGGAAAAUGAAUUCUACCCCCAUGAACCUUCCAAGGAGGUGGAAACUGGAGCAGAGAGUCCUGGCGCAGGGAAUUUCAACUAUCUAUGCCGUGUCUGUGGUGCCCUUGGACCAAAGACGUGUGGAGGCUGCAAGGCUGCUCGCUAUUGUUCAAAGGAACACCAGGCCCUUGAUUGGAAGGGGGGACAUAAAACAGAGUGUAAAAUCCCAGAUGGUGUGAGUAAAACCUGUUCUGAGUUAACUGCCAAGGUCCUAUUCCCUGAAUAUGAAAUAGAGUUGGAGCCAGAAGAGCUGGAGGCUGGGAGAGAAAAGAGUGAGGUUGAGGUGAUGAAGGAGUAUGAGGAGCUGCUGAGAUCUGGCCAAGUCACUCACCAAAAUGAUGAUGACUCUGACACAGAAAAUGACCUGAUUAAUAUGGCUGCUAAAGAAACAGAUCAGCAGUUCCAGAAGUUCAGGACAAGAAUUAAGAAUUAUCCAGACCAGGUUUUACGAUAUGACCGUGGCAACGAGCCCCUCUGGGUAUCCUCCAACAACAAGGUGACACAGGUGCCAGACUGUCCAGGCUGUGGAGCGCCUCGGCAAUUUGAGUUCCAGGUGAUGCCACAGCUGCUAGUGCAUCUGAAGGUGGACAGUGCAGGUCAGAGCAUUGACUGGGGCACAGUGCUGGUGUACUCCUGCACCCAGAGCUGCCAGCAAGGCAGUCCCUAUACAGAGGAGCUGGCCUUCAAGCAAGACUAUGCACCCAUAGAGCAGGUGAUGAAGAACCAGUCAUAAGUUGUACUCAUUUUGUUUGUAUAAUCUGUAAUAAAGUGAUGCUCCCCAAAUUAAUGUACAUUAUUUAUUUAAUGCUAUUUAAGUUGGUAUUGUCAGGAAUAAUAAAAAUGAGAUAUAGUAACAUAACUGUCCAGCAUCUUUAUCAUGUAUAUUUAGGCUACAAUAAUUUACAACCAGUAUAUGCUAAAAUAAUGAAAAGCAAUGUGAUUUUUAUGAGGUGAUAUGGAAUGUUUAGCAAAGAAGUGAAAAAUGGGUGCGCACCAAUAUACUUUACCAUCACAUAAUAGUCUUUGGUUAAGUAAUUAUAUAAUUACUUAUACAUCUCAAGUACUUCAAAAAUUUAAUAAAUAGCAUUUUUCCAACACAAGCCUGCAACACAUGGGCUAAGGCAGAAAGUUCUUGAUGCACUCUGCUCGGCUUGGGCAAGUGUAAAAAUAAUAUAUACAUCUUUGAAAAAUGUGAAGAUACAAUGAUGUGUGUACUCACUUGGCAUAUACUAUCAUAUGUAUAUAUGUACAUUUUUAUAAAUAUUUGUCAAUGGACCGUAUUGGCUAUACAGGCAGCGCCACACGUGGCCAGUCGGUGAACUGUCAAAGCAGUACUUUCCAUAGAAUUCAAGUUCUGUACUAGAGUGCGUCUAAGGCUGCCUCCAGGAUACAGGGCCUUGGUACCGCCACCGCUCCAAGCCAACGACUGCAAACACUUUACUCCUACCCGAUUUCCCGACUCUACUAUCUGACAUGGAGAAAAACUGAAAUCGGGUAGGAGUGAGGUGUGUGCAAUCAUCGGCUUGGAGCAAUGGCCGCACCAUGGCCGUGUAUCACGGAGACAGCCUCAGACGCACUCUAGUCUAUAACUUGAACUCUAUGGAAAGGACAGCUUAGAGUUGAGUGGCCACAUGUGGCGCUGCCUGUAUAGCCAAUAUGAUCCAUUGGAAAUCAGUUUUAAAAACUACAAAUCACAAAAGUGAACUGAAUGUUGAAUAUACUGUUUUGCUGGUGUUGCACUUUUGUCCAUAUCCUAAUAUGGCCUCUAACUGGCAGGUUAAAUUAAGUUAAAUGUUCCCAUGUAAAUAAUUAAAGUAACUAAUUUUAUACAAGAAUUAUAGAUAAAAUCAAUAAUGUCAACAUUUCCUCCAAAGGAGUUAUAUGCAAGACAAAAUGAAAAAGGGUGAUAUCUGAACAUGUAUGGCUUCAAACUCAAACAAACCAAAUAAAUAAGAAUGACCAA